UUAAUUCAAAAUCUCAUUCAAAUUCUUAUUUUUCUUUUCCACUCAUUUUUCUCAAUUAAUCUUUGGUUUGUCUCUCCGGGAAAUUAAGUCCAAUGUCCAAAGUUCAAGAAUCAAACACAAAUUCUCAUGAUCUUUUUAUAUUUUUGUUAGUGAAAAAUUAACAAAUAUAAAGAGUAAGACAUGAAAUAUUCAUGCAAAAAUCUUUCGUUUAUGUUGUAUUUAUUUUAUUUUUCAUUUAUUUCGGUUAUAGCCCAAGAAAACGAUGAAGGCGAUCCGCUUCCACCAGCUGCACCAGCACCCGCAAUAGAGAGUUGCAAUGGCAUUUUCGUGUCGUACCAGUUCCUUUCGAGAACGAAAGAAUAUCCUCGUCUAAAAAACGUGUCCGCGCAGCCAUGGGCGUUCAAAUCCGUAGCGACUAUAUUAAAUACGGGUAUAGUUGAGCUCGAAGCAUGGAAAUUAUUUAUUGGGUUUCAGAACCGUGAGAUAUUAGUGAGUGCAACGAAUGCAGUUUUAAUGGAUAGUCAAGAAUUCCCUGCGGAUGUUAGUAAUGGGACUUAUCUGACCGCGUCGUCUUCGCCGGUUUUGAAAACGUCGAUCGAUACAGCGGGAGAUAUUAAGCAAAUUCAGGCUCAGAUUGAAAUGACGGGUACUCAGUUUGGUGUAAAACCACCUGGGGUACCUUUGCCAGAGACUAUAAAGCUUGUUAGUCCUGGUUACAAAUGCCCUGAUUUGAAGAAAUUUAAGACAUCUAUAUACGUAUGUUGCAUCAGGGACAAAAAGCUAAAAUCAGUGGAACUAAUUAAAACAAAGUUCCUGCCGAAGCAGAAAGGGGACCUUUCGAUUAUAUACGAUGUCACUCAAGCGUACGACAAUAAUUACAUUGCCCUCGUAACAAUGGAAAACAAUAGUCCACUAGGCCGUCUUGAUCAUUGGAACCUGACAUGGGAGUGGAUGAGAGGGGAAUUCAUAUCAUCAAUGAAAGGCGCUUAUACGAGAAUCAUAGACUCCUCAGAUUGCAUAUACGGUGCUGCUGGAGUACAUUAUAGCAGCAUGGAUUUCUCCAAAAUCUUGAAUUGUCAGAAGAAACCAAUCAUCAGUGACUUGCCGAGAGAGAGAGCAAACGAUACAGAGAUCGGAAGAAUACCAAAUUGCUGCAGAAAUGGAACAAUUUUACCAAGUAUUAUGGAUCCAAGCCAGUCAAAAGCAGCAUUUCAAUUGCAAGUUUAUAGAUUGCCACCUGAUGUGAACAGAACAUCUCUGUACCCUCCUGAGAAAUGGAAAAUAGUUGGCAUUCUAAAUCCUGAAUUCAAAUGUGCAGCUCCCAUCAGAAUUUCUCCGACAGCAUUUCCGGACCCGAGUGGUCUUAAAGCUUCGGUUAUGGCAAUUGCAACUUGGCAAAUCGUUUGCAAUAUCACCAAGCCAAAAACAAGAAGCCCUAAAUGCUGCGUAUCCUUCUCUGCAUACUACAACGAAUCUGUUAUCCCGUGCAAUACAUGCGCCUGUGGAUGCGAAGACACGACGAAUUGCGAUUCUGAUGCUUCAGCAAUGUUCCUACCACCAGAAUCACUUCUUGUUCCAUUCACAAACCGAUCAGCUAAGGCCAUAGCAUGGGCCAAGCUGAAGCGUUAUCCAAUUCCGAAGCCUUUGCCUUGCAAAGACAACUGUGGGGUAAGCAUAAAUUGGCACAUAUCUUCCGAUUACAAGAACGGAUGGUCAGCUCGAAUCACUCUAUUCAAUUGGAAAGAUUUCAGUUUCGAGAAUUGGUUCACCGCUAUUCAACUCAAGAAAGCUUCUCGUAGCUUCGAAAGAGCCUACUCCUUCAACGGAACGCUGCUUCCCGAGUAUAACAACACAAUAUUCUUGCAGGGGGUACCGGGAUUGAAUUACUUAGUCGGCGAAAUCAACGGAACGAAUCCGAAAACCGAUCCUCGCGUGCCUGGAAAGCAACAGACAGUUGUUUCAUUUAAAAAGAAGUUGUCACCUGGAAUUAACAUAGCAAAAGGUGAUGGAUUUCCUUCUAAGGUUCUGUUCAAUGGAGAAGAGUGCUCUCUUCCAAAAAUAAUUCCUAUGGCAAAUGCUAACAGAUGUAGUAUGAACCUUGUACAAGUAAUAUUCCCUGUUUUUGUAUCCUUUUUGCUUGUGGGAUGGAAAACUGAUCACCACUAACAAUAUUAUUGUGUAUAAAUAUUUUUGCACUAUUUAUUAAUUGGUUUCUAGACUAAUUUUCACUCAUUUUCUGGUUAAGAACUUGAGAGGUAGCAAACUUUUGUUCUAUG
Mercurialis annua (annual mercury) is the source of this 2276-nucleotide messenger RNA. RefSeq names its product COBRA-like protein 10. Lineage: Eukaryota; Viridiplantae; Streptophyta; Magnoliopsida; Malpighiales; Euphorbiaceae. Bases 181 to 2166 code for a protein of 661 amino acids. The transcript has 2 exons. Gene Ontology annotation, cellular component: membrane. The record is from RefSeq and is a predicted model, not a curated record. Gene Ontology annotation, biological process: cellulose microfibril organization.